AUGGGUACGGCUGCCAACUCUCUUGCUUUCUUGUUCAAGCAUUUGCUUAACGAUCCUCAUUAUUGUCGUCUAAGGGUUUCUUUCCAUGCUCUAAAUUUUUAUCAUAACUAUUAUUGUCCUAGUUUUAGUGCUACUUCUGCUAAAACUACCAAUAGUUGUAGAGAUGUUGUGGAAAGCCCCAAUCAGUUCUUGCAAUCUAUGAGAGAUCGAUGCAGAUCUCGAACCCUAAGGAAUCUUGAUGAUGCCUUACCCCUGUUUCAUAGAAUGCUUCACAUGCACCCUUUGCCUUCCCUCGUGGAUUUUACUCAAUUGCUGACUGCAAUUGCAAGAAUGAAGCACCACUCAACCGUGAUUUCUCUUAUUAAAGAAAUGGAACUGUCAGGAAUUGCUCCCGAUGCAUAUACUCUGGCCAUUCUGAUUAAUUGCUUCUGCCAUUCGAAUCGGGUGGAUUUCGGCUUCUCUAUCUUAGCUAGGAUUUUGAAACUUGGUUUUCAACCAAACUGUAUAAUUCUUAAUACUCUUGUCAAGGGGCUUUGUCUUCGGGGUAACAUUGCUGAAGCUGUGAAUUUGGUUUACAAAACGGAGAAGAUAGGCUACAAACCUGAUACAAUUACCUACGGAACGAUAAUAAAUGGUUUGUGUAAAAUAGGUAAGACCAGUGAAGCUAUUGGUUUGUUUAGAAAGAUGGAAGAAAAAAAUCUCGAACUUAAUGUAGUGCUGUAUAACACAAUCAUUGAUAGUCUAUGUAAGGACAGAUUGGUACCCGAGGCUUUGACUUUUUUCUCUGAAAUGGCAAAUAGAGGAAUUCAGCCAGACGUUUUCACUUACAAUUCUUUAAUUCAAGGCCUAUGCAAUUUCGGCUGGUGGAAGGAGACAACUAAACUAUGGAAUGAGAUGGUGAAAAGGAAAAUCAUGCCAGAUUUGCGUACAUUCAGCAUAUUGGUGGACACACUUGGCAAAGAAGGGAGGUUGAAAGAAGCAAAAGAAGUUUUUGAUGUGAUGAUUCAUAUAGGCAUAGAGCCUAAUACAAUUACUUACAAUUCUUUGAUUGAUGGUUACUGUUUGCAAAAUAGAGUGGAUGAAGCAGUCAAAGCAUUUAAAACGAUGAUUAGAAAGGGUUGUUUGCCUUGUGCUUUUAGCUAUAACAUAUUGAUCCAUGGAUAUUGUAAGAAUAGAAGAAUUGAUGAGGCAAUGAGUCUCUUCUGUGAAAUGACUAACUAUGGAAUGAUUCCUGAUGUUAUCACUUAUAACACUCUUAUGGGUGGGUUUUGCCGGGUUGGGAGACCUAAGAAUGCAUUAGAGCUACUCCAUGAGAUGCAAGGUUGUGGCCAACAUCCUGAUUGCCAAACUUAUGCUAUUUUGGUAGAUGGCUUGUGUAAGAAUCUACACUUUCAAGAGGCAAUGGCAUUGUUUCUGGAGAUGGAAGACAAAAAGCUCAACCUUGAUAUUGUGAUUUACAGCAUCUUGAUUGAUGGUAUGUGUAAUGCUGGGAAACUAACAAACGCAAGAGAACUCUUUAAUACUCUUCCUGCGAAAGGCUUUCAACCUAAUGUUCAGACUUACACUAUAAUGAUCAAAGGACUUUGCAAAGAGGGACUACUAAAUGAAGCGAGGGAGCUAUUUGAGAAAAUGGAGGAAAAUAGUUGUUCACCUGAUCAUAUCUCAUAUAACACAAUCAUCCAAGGUUUCUUGCAACAUAAUGAGACAUCAUGGGUAGUGAAAUAUAUCAAGAUGAUGGUUGACAAAGGUUUCUCGGCAAAUGCGACCACUGCGACCAUUUUGAUCAACUUGUUAUCUACUAAUCAGGCAGAUGAAACAUUACAAGAUUAUUUUCUAAAAUCUGUGUGAAAGCUUUCUAAUUCUUCAACAUGCAGGACAAAAUUUCAUAUUCUAACAUUUACAGUGCUAAUCUGUAAGGCUGACAAGUCCAGGAGGAGUGAAGGCCCACCCAAUCUUUGAUUAGGACCAUCGAUAUUGAGCAUUGUAGCUCUGAGUAUGUUUUCUGUCAUCUGGUUUCUUGUGGAGAGAAGGAUGUUCACGGUUAAUGCUUGGUUUUUCUGUUUGUUGUUUGAAACAAUCUUUGGUCAUUGU
Messenger RNA from Alnus glutinosa, 2091 nucleotides. Its product is annotated as putative pentatricopeptide repeat-containing protein At1g12700, mitochondrial. Bases 1 to 1848 code for a protein of 615 amino acids. The record is from RefSeq and is a predicted model, not a curated record. Lineage: Eukaryota; Viridiplantae; Streptophyta; Magnoliopsida; Fagales; Betulaceae. The transcript has 2 exons. Gene Ontology annotation, molecular function: protein binding.